Molecule: messenger RNA, 576 nt
Organism: Orussus abietinus
Lineage: Eukaryota; Metazoa; Arthropoda; Insecta; Hymenoptera; Orussidae
Product: proline-rich protein 4-like
Exons: 5
Coding region: 1-576 (191 amino acids)
Source: RefSeq, a predicted model, not a curated record
AUGAGGACAUUCGUCCUCGUUUUGUGCCUCGUCGGACACUGCUAUGCCUCGUUCUGGAGUUUCGAUGGUCACGGGGGUGGAUUGACUUUGGGGGAGAUCUCCCUGGACCAUCAUCACGACCUGCCUGCCAUUUCUCUAGGAGAGCAUGGACACGAGCUCACCCCGUUGGAGUCCGUGGACCAUGGGUGGCAUGGGUGGCAAGGAGGGUGGGAUGAGCAGAUCAGCAUCGGCCAUGCUGGCCAUGGGAUCAAAGUCAUCCCCGUGGUGAAACAUAUUGGUAUUCCAGUGGUGAAGGAAGUCGAGAUCAAGAUUCCGCAUCCAGUGGUGCAAACCGUACCACAACCGUAUCCGGUCGCCGUUCCGGUUCCGCAGCCCGUUCCUUACGAGGUAAUUAAACCGGUGUUCACCAAGGUGGAGAAGAAGGUACCGACACCUGUGGAGAAGAUUAUCCCUGUCAAAGUGGAGAAGCCAGUACCUUUCAAGGUGUACAAACACAUCCCGGUACCUGUCGAAAAGCCUGUACCAAUCAAGAUACCUGUGUACAAAACGGUCUACCACAAGAGCGGAUGGCACUGA